AUGGCUGCUUUGUCUGUUCCCAGUGAUGGUCUUGUCCUCCUGCGGACUCCCGAACGGGGUCCUGCUUCCAACUCUGCCCUUCCCUCUCAAGUGAUCCGGCUUAACCUCGCUCAGAGAGCUACUGAGGAGAUACUGAAGAGUUUUCACAACAAGGAGAAGAUCAGCAUUCGUUUCGGCAAGCGAGUUUCGGUGCAGCACGGCAAAAAGUUACAGCCAGUCUCCGCAUAUCCUGAAUUAUGCCCUUCCGAACUGUACCAAUGUUCCCUCGACGAUGACAGCACUUUCUACUUUUCGGGAAAACUCAGUCAUACACUCGAAGCCCAAAAGGCACAAACGGACACUGCAAAGGCAGAUGAGGCACUGGCGAAUCUUCAAAACAGCCUGAAGUCUCACGAGGAGCAAAAGGCAUCAAAUGAAGCAAGGAUAGUGACAGACAAAGAUGAGCUUCGACAUUUGACGGAACUGAGCCAAAAAGCAAAAGGCAAUCAAUCCCAGCCUUCUGCUAUUCGCAAAGAUCGCUUCCUGAACACAACACAUCGGUCCACCCCUACUAGCCCAUUUCUUGGAGCUGGGGGUUCACCCACAAAUGGUCCUGGCCCCAUCGCCAGAUCCGUUCCCGCUUCUGUCAGUCAGGACCAAAUCAGACUCAACGCCAUAAAGAUCCCUUUUCUGCAUUUGCUUGCCGUUGACGCUAUCACACCUAAAGCUCUUGCCGAAGCAAUUCAUGCCACCAAAGACGAUUGCGAGAAGCUCCUGCACAAAUACGUCAAAGAUGCGAGAGAUGCAAACGCAAAGCAAGAGCUCAAGGAUAAAGCUUACCGUGAGCUUGAUCCAUGGAAGUUUCCGUAUCCUCGUGAAAAUGAUCGUCAAGCCGCAAUCGAUCGAGCCAUCUCGGCAUUUGAUCGUAUGAGAAUAAACACAAGUGAUCAAAUCUGGGAGACCUUGUUGCCAGUCAAGGAACGGGGAAAGGGCAAGGGCUCAGAAUUGUCAAGGUUGAAGAUUGCCCAGGCGGGACUCAAUGUCGUUGCACCUAAGGCUGGCUUGAGUAAAGGUGCCCCUCCAAGCGUGACAGACACUGAUACAGACCAUGGAAAGCCUGCUGGCAAGGCAAAAGGGUCAGCGACAAAGACAAAACCUCGAAGCGACACAAAUGAAAGUCUGGAAAAGAGCUCGACCUUGCGUAAGGAAGCGACUAAGCAAUUAAAGGAAGUGCAUGGUAAAGACGCUCCGAGAAAGGAGAGAAGAAAAGCUCAGGCGAAUGCGAAGUUCAAGUCAUCAGAAGUCAUUGAAGACUCUGACGAAGAACUCGCGGGUGUCAAGACCACUAUUGAAAGCACUACUAAAUUAAAGAAGGGACCCGAUGCCAAAGCCAGGUCAUCUACCAUGAAGCAACCAUCCAAGCCUACCGCUACUACUACUACCUCCAGCAUACCACCAACGUCUUCGCUCAAAACGUCUUCCCAAAUCACCAGCAACUUGAUGCCAAACUCGGCUUUAACUCGACCUCGACCUGACAGCACCACAAACAAAGCAUCUCCAAGACCGCGAACUGACAGCUCACCACAGAAGCGCUCUCCUCUUGCAUCAUCUCCACCAACCAAUGCGACCGACCUCGACAACUCGCAAUCCAGCAAAACCAACAGCCUCUCCUCUGCAACUUCUUCUCCAGCAAUGAGCCCACCUCAUACUAAAGGCCAAAAACCCUUACCUCCAUCAAAGACUUCAGAACCAAGACCCACCUCCACCGCGCAGAAGCGCAAAGCGGAAGAUCAUCCCUCUCCUGCACCUAAACGCCAACAAAUCAAUGGAAACCACAUCAAGCGCCCCACUAUAAACCGCAUCAACAAACCGCCUGCCGAGAACAAAACCAAUAAUCGUAAUAACACAAGUAUCACAACACCCUCCUCAUCUCAACGAAGCCGCACACCUUCCUCAUCCUCCGCCUCAACCGUCAACACAACCACAACCAACGCCUCCUCAUCCACCACCGGCACCAAACAUUCCCCUCCUUCUACAUCAAAACUGCAAUCAGAUCUGCAGCUCAAAUCCAAAUCUCGACGUUUCAAGAUCCAAUACGCGCGGUAUCAAGCCCUGCAUGCAAAGAUCAUGGCUAUGCCAGAGGCAAAUCGAGAUGCGGAGGAGGUGAAGGUGUUGAGGAAGAUGCAUACGAGGAUUGGGGAGUUGAAGAGGGAGAUUUGGGAGGGAUGGGAGAAGGAGAGGGGUCGGGACAGGAAGAAGAACUGA
This is a messenger RNA of Endocarpon pusillum Z07020, 2244 nucleotides long. RefSeq lists its product as uncharacterized. The coding region runs from base 1 to 2244 and encodes 747 amino acids. NCBI's taxonomy places the organism in Eukaryota, Fungi, Ascomycota, Eurotiomycetes, Verrucariales, Verrucariaceae. The transcript has a single exon. The record is from RefSeq and is a predicted model, not a curated record.